Molecule: messenger RNA, 2019 nt
Organism: Penicillium longicatenatum
Lineage: Eukaryota; Fungi; Ascomycota; Eurotiomycetes; Eurotiales; Aspergillaceae
Product: ARMH3 family protein
Exons: 8
Coding region: 1-2019 (672 amino acids)
Biological process (GO): regulation of Golgi organization
Cellular component (GO): cytosol
Source: RefSeq, a predicted model, not a curated record
AUGGAAGCUUCGCCCCUUACGCAGCAGACGAGACCGGAAAUUUUCCAACCAAAAAUCGUCCAGCUCUACGAGGCACUGUUCAAAGCCACUGAAGAUGCGGAACACUCUGAAGGGUUCUGGCGAGAGUUCUUUUUGCUGCCACCAGAUGGACGCCAGCUGCAUGUCCUACUAGACAAGUUGAGCCCCGACGAGACAUUGGGUUUGCAGACGCAAACUCAACAUCUCUUUGCCCGGGCGAUCCGUGAAGCUGCAGCUGGGGUCGCGCCAAUGGACUCCUAUGCACUAGAUACUUUGGCCACGUUUUUGACCAGUAUUCUGAGCAAAAAAUACACCAACCCCAGCUCGGAUGUGAUCAGUGUUCUCGCCGGCCUUGACGAAGUUGACCGUGUCAUCUCAGAGUUUGUCUCCGUUUUAGACGGUAUCAUUCGUAAUGGAUCCAGCUUGGAGUUGCGGCGCAGGGCGAUCCGAGUCGCCAUUGCUAUGACAAGCGGGGCAUACAAGACCAGCAUCGUCUCCUAUUUCACACAUCGGGAUCUGUUCCCAUCUCUGAUGAAGUAUGUUCACGACUCUGAUACCCCUAUGCAAGUGUUCGAUCCAUUUCUUCUUCUGGGGCUCUUGGCGAACUACAACAAAUUCGAAUUCCAAAAUCUCUAUCAGCUUCGACUCGAUGAUUUUGUCAAUGAGUCAAGCAUUCAACAAAUUGUCAAAGGUGUUGGCCUCGCCUGUGGUGGUCUGCGCAACGGCUACAUUGCCGUGCAGGACGACAUACCCGAAGGCUGGUCCUUGACAAACACUUUGAUCUUCUUCGGGCUUCGGGCUCUCGCGCCUGGUGCGCGGGAUAAGGCAAAUCCACCUAGUGCGGAGGAGGCCAAGGUCAUGUUUGCUGCUUUACCCGCCCAAGAAGCGGCCAUCCUGAUGGCCACAUAUGACUUUGCGAACUCGAACAAACUAUUUGGUUACCACAUGGUCCACCAUAUCCCCGAAAAGAACGAGGAAUCUCCCUUUUCUAGUUUUCUUUCCCUGUCAUCAUACCUUUUACAGCACGCCUAUCGAUCCUCGCGGGUAGCUCACUAUGCCGAGCUGAGCAUGUUCACCUUACGUAUACUCGUUGAGGACCCAACUCUCUGCAAACACAUCUGCAGUGAAGAUGGGAAACGCAAAGUGCGGAUCUGCCGUCAGAAACAGCCAUACCUCCCAGUUGUUGGUGGAGACCGGGUGCUCGCCACUGUCAUCUUCGAUGUAAUGAUCGACACAAUCACGCAUAACCUUCGGCGGCGGUUAGACGUCAACAUCUAUAGCCACACCAUUGCCGUCACAUUGCGCCUCCUAACAUACCUUUCAAUGAACAAAAUCCGACUAAACUACCACUGGUCCGAGCUCUGGCGCACUCUUCUGUCCCUCAUGCGCUUCUUAACAACAUACGCUACCGAUCUAAACACCAACCCCCAAAUCCACACACUAACCAGCUCCCUCGCCGACCUCCUCGCCUUCUGCGUCUCUGGUGGCGACACCUUCCUCCCUGACCCAGCCUCCUACGACGACCUAUUUUACAAGCUCGUCGAGACCGGCCCCGUCAUCUCCAAUUUCAGAAACGUCUACGCGCUCAAUCACUCAACAGGAACGCCGGGCUCGUCCUCAGCCACCCCACUGCCAGACGCAGCAACGACCCAGAAGAACGAUCUCCACGCAGCAGCCAUGGAUACUCUUCUCAGUGUCUCGACGCACUUCUACACGCUUCUCUUCCAGUCUGAUGGAUCGGAUCCCACGGCACAUUCGGCUGCAGCUGCCAGUCCCAACCCAGAAGGCGAGCCUACACCCGUGGCCUUGCCUUCAAUCAAGAAGAAGAAUCUCAGCCCACGGGAGGUUCAUCGAAUCAUCAAGCAGGGUUAUGAGACGCUAAGUAUUCAGCCGCCGGAGGGGUUGAGUGCGUGGUCUAGAUGGAGAGAGACAGACUGGAAGACUGAGUUGAAGAAAGCGGCAAGGGUUGCUGUUGAUGAUGCGAGGCAACUGGUUGCGUAA